AUGCCGUCUGAGGAGUUUGAGAAGGUUGCUGCCGAAGUCAAGAAUGUGAAGACCAAGCCUUCCGACCAGGAGCUGCUGGACCUGUACUCGCUGUACAAACAGACGACCGUCGGGGACGUCAACAUCGAGAGGCCCGGGAUGUUCAGUUUCGAGGCCAAGGCGAAGUGGGACGCGUGGAACGGGCGCAAGGGCCUGAAGAAGGAAUAGGCCGAGGCCCAGUACCUAAAGCUGGCGCAAGAGGUCAUAAAAAAAUACGGGCUGAAAUAA
This is a messenger RNA of Hippocampus zosterae (dwarf seahorse), 267 nucleotides long. RefSeq names its product acyl-CoA-binding protein homolog. The transcript has a single exon. The record is from RefSeq and is a predicted model, not a curated record. Gene Ontology annotation, molecular function: fatty-acyl-CoA binding. NCBI's taxonomy places the organism in Eukaryota, Metazoa, Chordata, Actinopteri, Syngnathiformes, Syngnathidae. Gene Ontology annotation, biological process: fatty acid metabolic process.